This is a messenger RNA of Coturnix japonica (Japanese quail), 1759 nucleotides long. Its product is annotated as E3 ubiquitin-protein ligase PHF7-like. Gene Ontology annotation, cellular component: nucleus. The record is from RefSeq and is a predicted model, not a curated record. NCBI's taxonomy places the organism in Eukaryota, Metazoa, Chordata, Aves, Galliformes, Phasianidae.
AGAGGGCAGGGACGAAGGGGCUGCCUGAGGCUGACAGUGGGAGGAGGGCUCCCACCCCUCAGAGGACUGAGCUGUAAACUCACCUUCAUCCUGCUUCUCCCUCAGAGUUGGCAGAGGUGCGUGCGGAGGAGAAAGCCCAGCGCUGCCGGAGCUGAAACUCUGCAAGUGCUCGCUGACGAUGCGCGCCACGUUCUCAUGGAUUCGGGACGCUCCCCGCUUGUGGGAACCUGCAUGCAUGCUGUGCGGCCAGACCUAUGCCGAUCCGGACAUCUGUGGGCCCAAGCAGCUGGAGUUUGGGAUAUGUGCUCAUGUGUUCUGUAUGGCAUUUUCCAACGGCCUUUUCCAGCAGGCAAGAAUUGUCGACAGAACGGCAGAGGUGACCCCAGAAGACGUCCAACGCGUAAUCCAGGAAGCGGAGCACAAGCACUGCUUCAUUUGUGGCGAACUGGGGGCCCCCAUCACCUGUGCAGAGACGGGCUGUGAACAGAGUUUCCAUCUGUCCUGUACCCGGCAGGGUGAAUGUGUCACCCAGUACUUUGGAGAGUACAGUUCAUUCUGCCAGCAGCACAGCCCUAAGCAGGCUGCGGAGGCGGCUCCAGAGCAGAAUACCAACUGCAUUAUCUGCAUGGAGCCAGUGGAGGACAAGAAGUCCUACCUCACCCUGGUGUGCCCAGCCUGCAAGCACGCCUGGUUCCACCGGGCCUGCAUCCAGGGACAGGCCAUCCGUGCAGGCGUCAACUGCUUUCAGUGCCCCCUCUGCAGAGAUACGGAUGCCUUUCUAUCCGACAUGCUUGUCAUGGGCAUCCGAAUCCCACUCAGCGGGCCAACGUGGGAGGAUGACAACGCAUACGCAUCGCUGGGAUUGAGACACGAGCGCUGCGAUGCCAGUGAUUGCCUUUACCCACUAGGCAGGGAGCAGGCAGAGGGAGAGGGGCCCUGGGAGCUGCUCCUGUGCAGCUCUUGUGCUGCGGAAGGCACUCACCGGCGCUGCUCCUACCUGAGCAAUGACGCAGAUGCUUGGGAGUGCAAAGCCUGUGCUGGUGUGGGCACCGCCUCCAGUGUAAACUCAGAGGUCACCGGCCCCAGCACUCUCAGCCAGCGUGGACUGCUGCCAUCCCACGACUCCACAGUUCCUGAGAGCAGCAGCUCCAGCACUGCCAGCCAGGCAGCAACAGGGCCUGUUCACAGUUCCCAGGUGCCUGAGAGCGGCAGCCAGUCCAGCCAGCCCGGGACAGCCCAAAUGGAUGAAGACAUCCAUAAUCAUCCCCGAGGUUGCCAUGGGAGCAGCCAUGCUGACAGAUGCCCCACAACAUCAUCCAGGCAGAGGGCAUCACGGUCCUCAAGGGCUUCCCUGGCAGUUGGCAGCUGCAGGUCCAGACUGGGUGAGCGGACUCGGACACGAAGCCGCACUCCAAUACAAUCUCAGGUCCUGGAUUCCCACAGCCAUCCCCGGAGGCUCUCCCGGAGGAGCCAGGCACCAGCUGCAAGGGCUGAGAGUGGCUCCCAACACUACACCAGAAGGGGAGCACUGCGGCCAUCAGGGGAUUCCCCAGCGGCUGGUCGCAGAAGACAGACCAGGCAGCAGGCCCAGACACGAAGCCGCUCCCCUGUGGAACGUCGGCCUGCAGAAUCCCGGGGCCAGCUCCAUAGACACCACAGGAGCCAGUCCAGGCGACGAGGGCAAAGCCGCACCUGGGGACGUCAGGCUGAGAAUGCCCACAGCCAACCCCAAAGAUGCCACAGAAGUAGGCGAACAUGA